AGGAAGUCGCAAAUUACCUGUCUGCUGCGUCUUGGGUUCCAGGUGCAGGGAAUCACGGUUGAGCUGUGCAGUCGGACCAUGGUGAACUAUGAGCGUCUGUCAUCAAACAGGGAAGUUUGGCACGCCAUGAAUGCAGUGACCUAUAAUGAUGUGCAUGUGAACUUCACCCCGGAAGAGUGGGCUUUGCUGGACCCUUCCCAGAAGAAUCUCUACGAAGAUGUGAUGCUGGAGACCUACAGGAACCUCACUACCAUUGGCUACAAUUGGGAAGUUCAUGCUAUUGAAGAGCAGUCUCAAAGUUCUAGAAGACAUGGCAGGAAAUCUCUUAAAAAUGACUUAGUCUAUCUAAAAACCAUGUUCAACUCCUGUUGAAGGGUUCAAGAAACUUGUAAAGCUGCUAAUAUAUCAAACAUUUCUCAAAACACCAUACCUCAAGAACUGAAUAAAGGAUGUGUCAAUAACUCAAAGAAAUUCCAUUACAAUCAGGAAUAAGACAAAGUUGACCAUGCUCUACAUUUCUUCAGCAUAGUUCUUGAAGUUUUAGCAAUAGCAAUAAGGCAACAAAAAGAGAUCAGGGGGAUUCAAAUUGGAAAGGAAGAAGUCAAACUUUUAUUUGCAGAUGAUAUGAUAGUGUACAUAAGUUCUCUACCAGAAAACUCCUACAACUGAUAAAUACCUUCAGUGAUGUGGCAGGAUACAAGAUCAACUCAAAAAAAAUCAAUAUCCCUCCUAUACACAAAUGAUAAAGAAGCUGAGAAGGAAAUCAGAGAAAUUAUUUCACAAUGGCCACAAAUAACAUAAAAUAUCUUGGGGUAACACUAACCAAGGAAGUGAAAGACCAAUUUGACAAUAACUUUAAGUCUUUGAAGAAAGACAUUGAAGAAGAUACCAGAAAAUGGAAAGAUCUCCCAUAUUCUUGGAUAAGAAGGAUCAACAUAGUAAAAAUGCCAAUCCUACCAAAAGCAAUCUACAGAUUCAAUGCAAUCCCCAUCAAAAUCCCAACACAAUUCUUCACAUACCUUGAAAGAACAAUAAUCAACUUCAUAUGGAAAAGCAAACAACAAAAACAAACAGGAUACCCAAAACAAUCCUAUGCAAUAAAGGAACUUCUGGAGGCAUCACCAUCAAGCUCUAUUAUAGAGCUACAGUAAUGAAAACAGCUUGGUAUUAGCAUAAAAACAGAGAGGUUGACCCAUGGAAUCGAAUUGAAGACCUGGAUAUUAACCCACACACCUAUGAACACCUAAUUUUUCACAAAGAAGAUAAAAUUACACAAUUGAAAAAAUAAAUCAUCUUCAAUAAACGGUGCUGGUAUAACUGGAUGUCAACCUGUAGACGAAUGAAAAUAGAUCCAUACUAUCACCAUGCACAAAACUCAAAUCCAAAUGGAUUAAAGACCUGAAAAUGGGAAGUAAUCUCCAAUGCAAGGGCACAGGGGACCACUUUCUAAACAUAAUGCCAGUAGCACAGACCCUAAGAGCAACAAUAAAUAAAUGGACCAUUCUGAAACUGAGAAGCAUCUGUAAAUCAAAAGACACAGUGCAUCCUACUGAAUGAGAAAAGAUCUUCACCAACCCCACAUCAGACUAAUGACUGCUAUCCAAAAUAUAUAAAGAAAUCAAGAAAUUAGACAUUAAUAGUCUAAAUAACCCAGACUUCCCACAGGACAGGG
Alexandromys fortis (reed vole) is the source of this 1672-nucleotide messenger RNA. Its product is annotated as zinc finger protein 431-like. The record is from RefSeq and is a predicted model, not a curated record. Lineage: Eukaryota; Metazoa; Chordata; Mammalia; Rodentia; Cricetidae. Gene Ontology annotation, biological process: regulation of transcription by RNA polymerase II. The transcript has 4 exons. Bases 79 to 372 code for a protein of 97 amino acids. Gene Ontology annotation, molecular function: RNA polymerase II cis-regulatory region sequence-specific DNA binding; DNA-binding transcription factor activity, RNA polymerase II-specific.